Messenger RNA from Cryphonectria parasitica EP155, 234 nucleotides. RefSeq lists its product as uncharacterized. The annotation marks the transcript as partial. NCBI's taxonomy places the organism in Eukaryota, Fungi, Ascomycota, Sordariomycetes, Diaporthales, Cryphonectriaceae. The transcript has a single exon. The record is from RefSeq and is a predicted model, not a curated record.
UACAAAUCUUCUCUGUAUAAUUACUUGGAGUAUCAGAGCGAUUCCAGCAUACGUAUCCAGAGUACUAAGAAUAUAUUCGAUUCCUUUAAGAGCUUCAAGAAAGCUUUCAAGGAAAUCUUUGGUAAUUUCAACGAAGAAUACAUUAUAGCUCAGCAGCUCAUGAAUCUCAAGCAAACCAAGUUAGCUUCUGCUUAUAUAGUUAGAUUUAAGCAAUUCUUAGUACAAUUUCUGUAA